Messenger RNA from Drosophila gunungcola (fruit fly), 819 nucleotides. It is a transcript of the gene Tsen2, whose product is annotated as tRNA-splicing endonuclease subunit Sen2. The transcript has 2 exons. Gene Ontology annotation, cellular component: tRNA-intron endonuclease complex. Gene Ontology annotation, biological process: tRNA splicing, via endonucleolytic cleavage and ligation; tRNA-type intron splice site recognition and cleavage. NCBI's taxonomy places the organism in Eukaryota, Metazoa, Arthropoda, Insecta, Diptera, Drosophilidae. Gene Ontology annotation, molecular function: nucleic acid binding; tRNA-intron lyase activity. Bases 118 to 819 code for a protein of 233 amino acids. The record is from RefSeq and is a predicted model, not a curated record.
AACUAUUUAUUUAUUUAUUUUGUCAAUUAUAGUUUGUAUAAGAAUGUUUUAAAAUCAUCUUUAAUAAUAAUCUAACGAAGUCGAAUUAUUUGAAUUUCAACGUAGGGUCUUUAAAAAAUGCAGUUUACAUUUCCCUGUAAAAGAAAACGCUGCUAUAACAAAAACUUUAGCUUCACACCGUUUCCGAGUUGCGAAAAUCGUAAUCGUGUUCAAGGAAGAUUUACAGGACUCUCUGUGGAGAUAAUUGAUCCGGGUGGGGCUAAAUCGCUGUAUGACAAUGGUUGUUUUGGCAAAGGAAGCAAAUCCCGAGGAGGACCGACAUCUGGGGAUGAAGAUGAAACGCUGCUCCUAGGAAUGGAGGAGUCCUGUUUUCUGGCCUACUUCCUAGAAAUUUUAGAUAUAAAGAGCCCAACUGGUGCACUUAUGGACUUCCACAUGUUUUUUAAGGCGGCAAUCGAGCUAAAUGAACGAUUUGUGGAAAACUUGGCAUGUUAUUUGUAUCUAAAGUCCAAGAAUUGGGUGAUCAAGAGUGGCAUCAAGUUUGGCGGGGAUUUUCUUGUCUACAAACAAAGUCCCAGUUUGUACCACGCCAGCUUCCUGGUCAUUGUUCAAAUGCCCUCUGACUUGGAUUACUAUAAGUCAAAGAACUUGAAAGGCGUUCAACGGGUGGCUGAAACUUCGGAUAAGGAUGUGCUGCUUCUAACUGUCCAUAAACCUAAGGAUAUAGCUAAGCCAGAGGACCUUCAGGAAACCCGAGUAACAGAGACAAUUGUGCGACGUUUCAAUUACUUAACUUUUGUACAAAGCAAACAACAAUAA